AGUAUAAAAAGGAAAAAUUUCCUCAUUUUUCAGAUGUGUUAGCAAUGCCUGAGAAGUCCUUAGGACAAGAAAAUACAAAUCAAAAAGGGAAAACUUUCAUCCAGUUAAGGAAACCUUGGGAAACACGUCCUCCUGACUUUGUCAGUGGCCUCCGAAAGGUGGCUUUUGCACAAGAAGAGUAUACUACACCAGUUUUCAGACAGGAAUCUGCAGAAUUCAAACCCAAACAUCAGAAAUUCAUCAAGGGUGGUCUUGAUCCUUUUCUAAGGAACAUAAACAGCAAAAUGUCAUUCAAAAAGAAGAAAGACCAAGACGCAUACAGAUAUCCAAGCACUUUAAGUAUAGAAGUUGCAGAGCAUGAAGAUCAAGACCCUCCUUACCCAGAACAUUCAAGGUCUGCAGGAUCUAAUACAACCUGGACUAACGAUCCUAACCUCAUCACAAUCCACAUGGUAACCAAAAAGAAUAGUGUGCCUCCUGACCAUACUACCACCACCACAAUGACUUCAGACAGGAAGAACAAUUUGCCACAUGAUCCUACUCUCAACACAACAAACACUUCACAUACAAAGAGUAUAUUUACAAGUGGUAAUCCCGUUAUCACCAUAACUAAGAUUUCAGAAUCUGAUUAUAAACUGUCAACUGAUCCUAGUUCCAAGACAACGAAGCCUUCAGAGAUGAAGCUAUCCAGCAGCCCUAGUUCCCAUACAACAAAGCCUUCAGAGACGAGGCUAUCCAGUGGCCAUAGCUCCCAUACAACAAAGCCUUCAGAGACAAGGCUAUCCAGUGGCCCUAGUUCCCAUACAACAAAGCCUUCAGAGACAAGGCUAUCCAGUGGCCCUAGUUCCCAUACAACAAAGCCUUCAGAGACAAGGCUAUCCAGCGGGCCUAGUUCCAAUGCAACAAAGCCUUCAGAGACGAGGCUAUCCAGUGGCCCUAGUUCCAAUACAACAAAGCCUUCAGAGACAAGGCUAUCCAGCGGCCCUAGUUCCCAUACAACAAAGCCUUCAGAGACGAGGCUAUCCAGUGGCCCUAGUUCCCAUACAACAAAGCCUUCAGAGACAAGGCUAUCCAGCGGGCCUAGUUCCCAUACAACAAAGCCUUCAGAGACGAGGCUAUCCAGUGGCCCUAGUUCCCAUACAACAAAGCCUUCAGAGUCAAGGUUAUCCAGUGGCCCUAGUUCCCAUACAACAAAGUCUUCAGAGACGAGGCUAUCCAGUGGCCCUAGUUCCCAUACAACAAAGUCUUCAGAGACAAGGCUAUCCAGUGGCCCUAGUUCCCAUACAACAAAGUCUUCAGACACUAAUAGGUUGGCCCAUAAUCCUAGUAUAAAUGGAAAUAAAUCUUCAGAUCCUAGUAAGUUGUCCCAUGAUCCUAGUAACAUUUCAACAAAGUCUUCAGAUCCUAGUAAGUUGAGCCAUGAUUCUAGUAUCAAUGCAAGAAAGUCUUCAGAUACUAAUAAGUUAUCCCAUGAUGCUAGUAUCAUUUCAACAAAAUCUUUAGAUAGUAAGAAUAAAUUGCCAAGUGGUAAGCCUAGUGUCAAUUCAGAUCUUACUACCAACACAGCAAAAACUCCAGCUACGAGGGACAAGUUAGCAUGGGAUCCUGCCACCCUCACAGUAGACUCUUCAGAUAUGCAGAGUAAGUUAGGAGAACAGCUACCGGAUGUAUCUUUACCAAACUGCCACAGAGAAUCAUCAGUGACUGGAAAUGGUAGCAUAUAUCACCCCUCAAGCUCAAUCAAUUUUACCUCUGAUAUUGAAAAUUUAAAACAGUCAAUAGCACUCAAAUCAAUUUUAAGUAAAAAUCUGCAAGACCUUUCAGAUGAGUUGUUUUCUACACCGGAAAUCUGCACCAAUGCCGAGGAGAUGCAGGGAAGCUCCCCUCUGCCUCUAGGUGUGCAUGACAGACCAUCAUGUGGGACAGAAGACAGAGUGCUUGAACAAGUCCAAGAUAUAAACAGCUGGCUUUCACCCAAAGAUAUUCUGAAUUCACAGGCUCUUUUAAGUCCUGUGAUUAAAAGUGUUCCUCAAGAUUUACUUCCGGAAGGCGGGCCAGGAACAUCUUCAGACAUAGAAGUUGUCUCUGACAAACACUUAGAGGCUGCUGAAAUACACUUUCCAAUGAACAGAAAGAGCAAUUUCAAAACCAAACAUUUAGUCAGUGAAGUAUCAGGUUCUGAUCAGGGUUUAAAUGGCAGUGUACGUGACUAUGUCAUUAAGCAGAUAUUCACUGCACCCAUAUUCUCGAAGCUAGAGACAGGAGCAACAGUACUGAGCGAGACACAGAUGGCCUUACAAGACCAGCUGUUCACAUACUGGGAGAGAACUACAUCUUCACAGAUUCUUACCUACGAAGAAAAAAGCAGUGGCGCUCCUCUGUCACGGCCAAAAUCUGGGAUAAGCACAAUAAUACAGUCGUUUCCUGUAGAAACUCUUUUAGAUUCUGGGAUAAUCAAAGUGCUACAACUAGAUAAAGAAAACCAGAGCUCUCUGUUGGACGUACAGACAGCCUCUCCUGAGGAAAAGCUGCAGACUCCCACAAAGUCAAAAAGCCAAACAAAACUGCUGUCAAGACAGACGACACCUAGCCCUAAGCCCAUAGAGACCUCUGCGAAUGCAGUCGAUUACACAGAAGACAGCCAAAGUACGUCAGCACAAGAGCCAAACUACCCAAAAGCAGAGAGAAAGUCCGACUCCCCAAAUGAACACCAGAGUCCAGACACGGAGGAGGCUGGGCUCAGUUCCGCUGUAGAGUCUCUAAGUAACUUAAUGGGCAAUCUGAAAGACACCGACUCAGUCAUACUAAAAUCCAUCCUCAAAAGUAUCUUCAAAAAUUUCUUCAAAUACAAUCAGUCUGAAAGAAAAGAGUAUCUAGACAAACAGUUUGACAGAUUAACACAACAUUCUUCACCACGUGGUACAGAACACUUAGAAAAAACGCAAGAGAAUUUUAAUAAAGCGGGCAAAACAGACAAGAAGCCCAUUCUGGAUCCGAAGCUGAGUGUGUUUCUAGAGAAACUCUCAGAGUCAGAAGUAAAAAACAUGAAGUCUGAGUUAAGCAAGCACAUUCAGCAUUACCUUCUAGAAAAGCUCUCAGAGGCAGGCCACAUCACUAAGGAGGACUUACCCCAAAUUUACCGAAACCUGUAUCUGAUGAAUGAGAAAACAGAGUUAAAAGGGCAAAGCUCUUUUCAGGACAAGUAUUCCAAAACUGUCGAGGAAAUCAUGUCCUUUGUAAAUAAUUUUAACCAUCAUUUCAUAGAUAAACAUUUAGAAAUAAAGCUUAGAUCUUUUCUAAAUGAAAUUCUCCAAAAUUAUUUCGUGAAGAAUCUUUCAGGAAGCAAUUUAUUCAAUGAGACGGAUGGUGUGUCGCUCCGUCCCAGCAUGUCCUCCAUGGCGAGUAACAGCUCUUCGAAGGCUCUGCACGGGCUGCAAGAUAUUGCCAGCGGGAGUUUUGGUUCAAGGCUCAAAUUAAACAUGAAAUACCCUUUCAACGAAUCUCUACAAAAUUAUCUUAAACCUUUAUCAGAAAAUGAAUUAUUAAGUCUAAAAGCUGAUUUGAGCAAAUAUGUCCAGGUUCUCUUUAUAGAUAAACUUCAUAAAUCAGGACUAAUGACAGAGAGGCAACUGAAGGGGAUCAGCCAGCAAGUUAACUCACUUAAUUCGCCUCCCAUGCCAUUCAAAUACAUAAACACAGAUUCACCUUUUAGGGAUGAAAGUUGCUUUAUGAGGGAGGAUUCAGAAGAGCAAAAGAAAUAUCCAAAGACUGGUCAAAAUACCACCUUUCGAACAUUUCUUGAAGAUAUACAUGGAGAAACAGAACCGACCAGAAAGGGAGAAAAAGGAAGUUCCUUUUCACACAAUUUAAAAGAAAAUCCAUCAACAACUUGGGAACAUAAACAUCUUUAUAGUAGGGAAGUUAAAACAUUAAUGAAAGUACAACCUCCUUCCAACAAAAAUACCCAGGCAGUUACAUUAAAUAAGUCACCAGAAAGACCUGCAGAUGUAUUACGUAAGAAACACAAGCAAGACCAUGGUUUCAUGCAACUUCCUCAAGCAGAAAAUUGUAUUUACAAAACAGAGACUCAAGAGCCAUACAGUUGGGAUGGUAGAUCAAAAGCAAUUCAAUCAAAACUCUGCUUUGAAAAGACACUAAAAGUGAAGGCGCUUGAGAAAAGGGAUAACAGUAACAUUUGCAAACUGGCUGUUCAGGAAAGACCUGAUCCAGGACUUUCACCUUACCUAAAACUUCCUACCUGCAAAACCUCAAGAGAAAGCGAACACCUGAACAGGCUCUCCUUCCCGACCUGGCGGGCUAACACUUUCAUUUAUGUGAACACAGAGAAUGGGGAGCAAUCAAAAUUAGACCAGUAUUGCCAGAGGUGGAAAGAAAAUAAUAAUAACAAUAAAAAACACUUGGUAACGUUUGCACAAUUCAAAAAUGAAAUGGAAACUCUUUAUAUAAACCCGUAUGAAGACCGCAAAGAAAAAUGUGCCAGAGGGGCUGAAUCGCAGGUGUUCCGAUGCAAAGAGGAGGAGAGAAACUCCAGGCCAUCUUUCUUCCCAGAAGUACUGACGAGAGAAAGCAUGAAAUCCAGAAGGAAAGAAAGAGAUUACACCACCAAACCAAAGAAGUCAUUUCACAAGAUAGUCAGGAUACUGCCAGCCGCGCUGCCCACUGCAAGACCUCAUCUCCGGAAAUCUGUUCCAAGGACCUUACUCCACUGGACUGCGAGGAGAACUAUCCACGAUUGUUUGGAUAGAUUCGACGAUUUACAAAUACCCUCAGUUAAACGUCCUAAAAACUCAAAAUCCAGAUCGAGACUUUUAGGCAAGAGUCCAGAUGAUUCCUAUAAUCAGGCAAAACCCUGCGCACGACCAUCCACCGCUCCAGAGCCUAACAAGCGACGGGAAAGUGUCACCGGGAAAUUCGCAAGUCCUCGGAUGGUCUCGGCGGGCUUAGUUCAUAUCCAUGACACCACCCCAGAGUACGACAUACGGAAAGUGAGGUCCAGAAGAAAAUUAAAAGAGAAUAUUGAAAAGCGUCCGCUCAUUUAUGAUAUUAUCCAGAUGUUAGACACUGCAGAAUAAUACGUGAGGCCACCAGUCAGAGUAUAAUUUCUCCAUUAACAAAAUGGUUUGGAGAUCUAUCCUUGUGCGUGAUAGAAGUCAACAACGAAAUUUCAUCUUGUGAGACCAUUUUGUUAUGAUUAAAAUGAAAAAUAAACACAUUCUGUGUAAACGU
Messenger RNA from Peromyscus leucopus (white-footed mouse), 5247 nucleotides. RefSeq lists its product as uncharacterized. The record is from RefSeq and is a predicted model, not a curated record. Bases 45 to 5093 code for a protein of 1682 amino acids. NCBI's taxonomy places the organism in Eukaryota, Metazoa, Chordata, Mammalia, Rodentia, Cricetidae. The transcript has 6 exons.